This is a messenger RNA of Osmia lignaria (orchard mason bee), 3073 nucleotides long. RefSeq names its product Nuclear export mediator factor NEMF homolog Clbn (gene Clbn). Gene Ontology annotation, cellular component: RQC complex. NCBI's taxonomy places the organism in Eukaryota, Metazoa, Arthropoda, Insecta, Hymenoptera, Megachilidae. Gene Ontology annotation, molecular function: tRNA binding; ribosomal large subunit binding. The record is from RefSeq and is a predicted model, not a curated record. Gene Ontology annotation, biological process: rescue of stalled cytosolic ribosome; ribosome-associated ubiquitin-dependent protein catabolic process.
UCUCUAUAGUAAAGAUAUACAGUGAACAUUUAGAUAUCUGUUCAAUAAGGUUGUAAUUUUCUAAUAAUUUAAGUCAUAAAUAUUAAUAAAUAACACUUGUACAAAAAUGAAGACCCGAUUUAAUUCCUACGAUAUUGUUUGCACUGUAACUGAACUACAGCAACUAAUUGGUAUGCGCGUAAAUCAAAUUUAUGACAUUGAUCAUCGAACAUACCUUAUACGUUUGCAACGAAGCGAAGAAAAACGUGUUCUUUUGCUGGAAUCUGGCAAUAGAAUUCAUACAACAGCAUUUGAAUGGCCAAAAAAUGUAGCACCAUCCGGAUUUUCUAUGAAAAUGCGCAAACAUCUUAAAAAUAAAAGACUUGAAAGCCUUACUCAAGUAGGAGUGGAUCGAAUAAUAGAUCUACAGUUUGGAAGUGGUGAAGCAGCAUAUCAUGUAAUCUUAGAACUGUACGAUCGUGGUAACAUAGUUUUGACAGAUUAUGAAAUGACCAUUUUAAAUAUAUUAAGGCCUCAUACAGAAGGGGAUAAAAUUAGGUUUGCUGUUAAGGAGAAGUAUCCUGUGAAUAGAGCUCAUCAAAAUACAAUGCCACCCAUGGAAGAAAUUCAAAAUCGUCUUCAGAAUGCUAAAGCAGGAGAAAGUUUGAAGAAAGUAUUAAAUCCACUUCUAGAAUUUGGUUCUGCCGUAAUUGAUCAUGUUUUGUUAAAACAUGGAUUUACAGUUGGCUGCAAAAUAGGCAAAGAUUUCAAUAUUGUAGAACACAUGCCGAAUUUAAUUUCAGCAUUAAAUUGUGCAGAUGAAAUGAUGGACUUUGCUCGGAAAAAUGUCUCUAAAGGAUAUAUUAUACAAAAGAAAGAAUCAAAACUAACACCAGAUGGCAAAGAGGAUUUUAUAUAUGCCAACAUUGAAUUCCACCCCUUUUUAUUUGAACAGCAUAAAGAUUUUCCAUUUAAAGAAUUCGAUUCCUUCGAUGUCACGAUAGAUGAAUAUUUCUCUACAAUGGAAGGUCAAAAGUUAGAUUUAAAAGUUUUGCAACAGGAACGCGAAGCUCUUAAGAAAUUGGAUAAUGUAAAGAAAGAUCAUGACCAGAGAUUAAUAUCACUAGAGAAAACUCAGGAAAUAGACAAACAAAAAGCAGAAUUAAUUUCCCGAAAUCAAAUGUUAGUGGACAAUGCUAUAUUAGCUAUACAAAGUGCCCUUGCAAAUCAAAUGGCUUGGCCAGAUAUAAAAAUUCUCUUAAAGGAGGCAGAGAGUAGAGGAGAUCCUGUUGCAUCUGCAAUUAAACAAUUGAAACUAGACACAAACCAUAUUUCUCUGUUGUUACAUGAUCCUUAUCAAGAUAGUGAUGAAGAAUCGGAGUUGAAGCCUAUGUUGAUUGAUAUUGAUCUAGCACACACAGCUUUUGGAAAUGCUAGAAAAUAUUAUAAUCAAAAGAGGUCGGCAGCUAAAAAACAGCAAAAAACAAUAGAGUCUCAAGAUAAAGCUUUAAAGUCAGCAGAGAAGAAAACGAAACAAACAUUGAAAGAAGUACAAGCUAUUCACAGUAUCAAUAAAUUAAGGAAAAUAUAUUGGUUCGAAAAAUUCUAUUGGUUUAUUAGCUCGGAAAAUUACCUGGUAAUUGGUGGAAGAGAUCAACAGCAGAACGAAUUAAUUGUAAAAAGGUAUCUCAAAUCUGGAGAUAUAUACGUUCAUGCCGAUUUAACUGGUGCUAGUUCUGUAGUAAUUAAAAACCCAGGUGGUGGACCGGUACCACCAAAAACGUUAGCUGAAGCUGGCACAAUGGCUGUUGCUUACAGUAUUGCAUGGGAAGCUAAAGUAGUAGCGGGAGCAUGGUGGGUAAAUAACGAUCAAGUGUCCAAGACGGCUCCAACUGGCGAGUAUCUUACUACUGGAUCGUUUAUGAUUCGUGGAAAAAAGAAUUAUUUACCACCGUGCCAAUUGGUUAUGGGAUUAGGAUUCUUAUUCCGAUUAGAAGACAGUUCAAUUGAAAGACACAAGGAUGAAAGAAGAGUCAGAGUUAUAGAUGAUGAAAGUGAACCUGCAGAAGCAUUAGUUGAAGAUGAUCGAGAAAUAGAAUUAAUAGGGGAUUCUGAUGAAGAUGAACAGCCUGAGAAGAAAGAUAGUUUAGAUCCGAUUCAAGAAGAAUCUAAAGCAGAUUUAAUUAUGAAAGAGAAUGAUGUUAAUCAAGAUUCUAGCGAUGAAGAUGAUAAUAGAUCUAAAUUUCCUGAUACUCAAAUUAAAAUAGAUGUUUCUGGUCCAAAGGUAAAAUUGCACAUUGACAAUAAUCAAACAUCAGCUACGGUGCAAAAGGAUUUACAUCAUGUGGUUUAUUUAGGAGAUGAUAAGCCUGUAAUAAUAAAAACUACCGCCAAGGUAAAGAGUUCGAUACACAAUCCUUCUAAAAACGAAAAUAAAGAAGAAACGACUGAAGCAGAGACUAAAAAGGAUGGCCAAGUAGUAUUAAAACGUGGACAAAAAGGAAGAUUGAAAAAGAUGAAAGGGAAAUAUAAAGAUCAAGAUGAAGAAGACAGAAGGUUGUCUAUGCAAGUUCUUCAAUCAGCAGGUGCUGCAAAAGAAGACAAGAAAAAAAAUAGGAAUAAAGAUCCAUCUGGACCAAAGCAACCAACAAAGAAAAAGGGUGCAUCAAAACCAGUUCAACCACAAAAUUCUCAAGUUGUAGACAACAUUGAAGAAGAAGAUACUGGUCCGGGACCGGAAGUAGAUAUGUUGGAUCAAUUAACAGGAAAACCUGUUACAGAAGACGAAUUGUUAUUUGCAGUACCAGUAAUAGCUCCUUACAAUACAUUAUUAAAUUACAAAUUUAAAGUAAAGUUAACACCGGGAACCGGCAAAAGAGGGAAAGCAGCUAAAACUGCCGUGGCAGUAUUUAUGAAAGAUAAAGAGAUUACUUCAAGAGAAAAAGACUUGUUAAAAGCUGUUAAAGAAGAAUUGGUAGCUAGAAAUAUUCCUGGAAAAGUUAAAAUAAGUGCUCCACAAAUACAAAAACUGAAAAAGUAAAUAGUUGGAAUGCAGCUUUCAAAUAUUGUUAAUAAACAAACGUAUUUAUAUGUA